UUUAGACACGUUUUACAGCCACUAAUGUUGAAAAUAACCGGUUUGUUCGCUAGGGCGUAGCAUAGGGCCUCCCACAUUUGUGCUAAUGUAAAGUCAAGCACAGCUUCCCAGGAUUUAUGUUAUCACUAGUGUCACAUGCUUAGUUUCACACACAACCAGACAAAUCUUUAUAUGCUUGUAUAUACACUGGUUAUCUUCAUUUAAUGCAUGCAUACAUAUCAAGUGACGUAUUAAAAUUCUUUUUUUUUUUUUAAAUUCACUUUUACUGUGAUAAACCCAACCGGAUGUGCUUGGUACCUACGUUAUCUUGACUUGUCUAGCUGUCUGCCAAGUCUAGAUACGAGGAGCACGAGCGAGCAGUUUUCAAGUGAAAAUAAACCACAUCGCCGGAUAUUUCCUCACUUUUGCCACUUUGUAUCGAGUUUUGAGAUCGUUUUGCAUCAUGAAGUCCACUUUGUGUUUCGCUCGACACCUGGUGGCCAACUAAGAAGGUGUCGCCACCGUCACCUGAUGUCGCCACCGCCUCAGCUUAGACUUCUAUUCAUGAAUGGAGGCAUAGCUCGCCAUCUGGCGCUCAACGGAUGACAGGACACUAGCGGACAUGGAGAUGGGGGAGACGCCAUACCUGCUCCCUCACCUUUUUCCACGCUAAACGCUUCCUCUCAGGCAAAGUCUAUUUUUAUAUUUGCAUUCAGGGACUUUUUUUUGUUUUGUUUUUUCCUUUUCCCUUCCUUGCUUCGCCAAGCCAUAAAAGUCUGGCGCCAUCAUGGCAUCGGAGGGCUUUCAGUACCGUGCGCUGUAUGACUACAAGAAAGAGCGCGAGGAGGACAUCGACCUGCACGUGGGUGACAUGCUGCUGGUUAGCAAGGGGGCGCUAUUAGUGCUCGGCUGCGGGGCUGGCGCAGAGGAGCGACCCUCUGAGAUCGGAUGGCUGCCCGGCUACAAUGAGACCACGCAGGAAAAGGGCGACUUUCCUGGCACCUACGUGGAGUUUGUGGGUCGGAAGAGGAUGUCACCACCCACGCCGAAGCCCCGACCCCCCAGACCGCCAUCGGCCGCGUCAAUGAGAACCGACUCGGAGUCUGAGGGCGUCACGCUGCCAGACCUUCCAGAACACUUUGGACCGCCUGAUACGGCCCCGCCCCUCCUUAGUAGAUUGAUGGAGGUCAUUGAGAUCAAAGGUAUAGACAGUCCUGGCGUGUACCGUGGCGUCACUGGAGGAACUUUGGACACCAGGCAGUUGGCCGACGCAGACCUGGAGCAGAUGGAUGUGUUGGCUCUGUGCGACGGCAUGGUCCGCUUCCUGCAAGAACUUCCCGGGCCUGUCCUUCCAACCUCGCUGCAGGCCGACCUGAUCCACGCAGUGCAAGAGGUCCGAGACCCCGAGGAGUGCGCCCGGGUGUUGCUGGGUGUGGCCAGCUCUCCAACGUGCGCCGCCCAGUACGGCCUGACCUUGCUCAGCGUUGUGCGUCAUCUGGCCCGACUCUGCAUUCAUGCCACCCGCAACCAGCUCAGCGUCCGAGGCCUUGCCGAGACCUUCAGCCCACUACUUUUCAGGCAAACCACCACAGGGUGUGAGUCAGGUCCAGACCCUCUGAUCCAAGUCUUGGAGGUUCUGAUCAGCAGCGAGCUCAAUGUGAACCAGGCUGCUCCAGCUUUACCUCCUAAACCUGCCAAGCCUUCCACACCAGCUGCUGCCACUGCUUGCACGUUCAACAAUGGUAUGGCACUGCACGAUGCCGAGUGGUACUGGGGCGACAUCUCCAGGGAGGAAGUGAACGAGAAGCUGCGGGACACGGCCGACGGAACCUUCCUGGUCCGGGACGCCUCCACCAAGAUGCACGGCGAUUACACGCUAACGCUCAGGAAGGGGGGCAACAACAAGCUGAUUAAGAUCUUCCACCGCGAGGGGAAGUAUGGCUUCUCAGACCCGCUGACAUUCAGCUCGGUGGUGGAGCUCAUCAAUCACUACCGGCACGAGUCCCUGGCACAGUACAACCCUAAGCUGGACGUCAAGCUGCUCUACCCGGUUUCCAAGCAUCAGCAGGACCAGGUCGUGAAAGAGGACAGUAUUGAGGCAGUAGGCAAGAAGCUCCACGAGUACCACCUUCAGUACCAGGAGAAGAACCGAGAGUACGACAGGCUCUAUGAGGAGUACACCAGAACUUCUCAGGAGAUCCAAAUGAAGCGCACGGCCAUCGAGGCCUUUAACGAGACCAUCAAGAUCUUCGAGGAGCAGUGUCAGACGCAAGAUCGCUUCAGCAAGGAGUACAUCGAAAAGUUCCGCCGCGAGGGCAAUGACAAGGAAAUCCAGAGGAUCAUGGAGAACUAUGAAAAGCUGCGCUCACGCAUCAGUGAAAUCGUGGACAGCAAACGCCACCUGGAGGUGGACCUGAAGAAGCAGGCCGCCGACUACCGGGAGAUCGACAAGAAGAUGAACAGCAUCAAGCCGGACCUCAUCCAGCUGCGCAAAACCAGAGACCUGUACCUCAUGUGGUUGACACAGAAAGGGGUCCGCCAGAGGAAACUGAACGAAUGGCUCGGCUUAAAGAACGAGACCACCGAGGACGAGUACAGCAUGGUGGAGGACGAGGAGGACCUCCCUCACCACGACGAGCGUCUGUGGCGCUUGGGCAACAUCAACCGGAGUCAAGCCGAGUCACUGCUGAGAGGAAAGAAGGAUGGAACCUUCCUGGUCCGAGACAGCAGCAAGCCGGGAUGCUACGCCUGCUCCGUCAUGGUGGAGGGCGAGGUGAAGCACUGCGUCAUCAACAAGACGAGUACGGGCUUUGGCUUCGCCGAGCCGUACAACCUGUACGCGUCGCUGAAGGAGCUGGUGUUGCACUACCAGCACACGUCGCUGGUGCAGCACAACGACUCGCUCAACGUCACGCUCGCCUUCCCCGUCUACAGCCAGCAGAGGCGCUGACGUACCCGAGCGACACCGCCGCUGAGCUCGGACGGCUCUCCCUACUUCAUUCCAGCAUGGCCAACCUGCCCUCUCACGUCAAAUCGCAACGACUGUAUUUGGAGUUUAUCACUCAUUCCCGCCCCAACUGACUUUUUCGUGAGCUAUGUAAGGCCAUGUUAUAAAAAUCUCUACGCAGUGAUUAAGGAGUAGGGCAGGGGUGCCCACUUUUUUUUUUUUCUUCUUUGCCCCAAGAUCCACUUUGCAAGCAGCCAGCUUCUCGAGAUCUGCUGAGUGUAUCGUCAGCACGAUUGCCGUGGAGAAAGCAAGGUGACAAGAUGGUAAAAGGAGGCCAUUUUGCUAGAACGCAUCUUUAUGUGCACAUGCGCAGUGACACGUCAGCAGAGGCCAGGAUUGGUUAGUCAACCGACUGAUGUGUAUUGGCCUCACCUGAAUAAAGCCAAGAGAUGUAUGAUAUGCUGAUGUCUUUUGCACAGUCAUGUGAUCAACCGGUCGGUCGCAACCAACACAUUGAGCACCCCUGGAAUAGGGAAUGACGAAUGGCUGCUUUCAGAAUCAUUCGUUAUUCCUGACUCCCUAAUCACUCUGUAGGGAUUUUUAUUGGACAUUUUAGGAACUCUCUAGUUCCACUACAUAAGAAUUCCUGUAUCAUGAUUUUGGAAUGAGUGAGUGAUUUUAACACACCCUCCUAAACUUCUCAUGGUGGGUUUUCAGCUCUUUGUGACAAAAGCUGUGAAAUAACUGUAGGGAGCUUGUCUCCUUCCACCCAAUGGCUGAAUUUUGAAGUAAAAAGGUACUGAAGUGGCAAAACUGCACUGUGACAAGUGGCCCACACCAUUCCAAAGACUUUUUUCCAGGACUCAGGUGCUUCUGUCGCUUCUUUUUCCAUUUCUAUUUGGGAGGCGGGGGGCUAAAAAACUAAACAUUUCCCUGUAACCUCAGUAUUUUCCUUCACACUCUUAUUUUGAAAAGAUGCAAAAUACUUAACAGUUGACUAUUGUUUUUGCGUUUGGGAUCAAUAAACAUUUCGUUCCUU
Syngnathoides biaculeatus (alligator pipefish) is the source of this 3965-nucleotide messenger RNA. RefSeq names its product phosphatidylinositol 3-kinase regulatory subunit alpha-like. Gene Ontology annotation, cellular component: phosphatidylinositol 3-kinase complex. The record is from RefSeq and is a predicted model, not a curated record. Gene Ontology annotation, biological process: insulin receptor signaling pathway; phosphatidylinositol phosphate biosynthetic process. Lineage: Eukaryota; Metazoa; Chordata; Actinopteri; Syngnathiformes; Syngnathidae. Bases 767 to 2929 code for a protein of 720 amino acids. The transcript has 17 exons. Gene Ontology annotation, molecular function: 1-phosphatidylinositol-3-kinase regulator activity; protein binding.